Molecule: messenger RNA, 969 nt
Organism: Miscanthus lutarioriparius
Lineage: Eukaryota; Viridiplantae; Streptophyta; Magnoliopsida; Poales; Poaceae
Source: the annotation of a GenBank genome assembly
AUGGAGCGCCCGCGCCGGCGGCCGGAGCCAGCGGCGAUCGACAUCAGCUGGGUGUCGUGCCGCGGCGUCAGGUCGUCGCUCCCGUUCCACACGCCGUGCCUCUACGCGUCCGUCUCCGUCACCCCGUCGUCCGCCAAGAACGGGCACGCCAACCGCCGUCCCCACCGCGUGAAGACGCCCACCGACCGUGCCGGCGGCGAGAACCCCGAGUGGGACGCGCCCCUGCGGCUCUACCUCCCCGAGCCCGAGGCCUCGCCACCGCCGGCGAAGCUGGAACUGCAAGCGGGCAAGAACAGGAAGGACAGAGGCGACGACGACGUCCUCCUAGUGCGGUUCGAGCUCAAGGCGGAGGUGGCCGUGCUCGGGGACGUGCUCGCCGCGUCCGCCGCGGUGCCGGUCCCCGACCUCUUCGCCGACGGGCGGACGCGCCGCGUGUCCUACCAGCUGGCGGGCCCCGACGGCAGGCAGCCCAAUGGCGUCAUCUCCUUCUCCUACACCUUCCACCAACGGAACGACGACCACCACCAGAGCGGCGACGCCGAGCUCGUCGUCGCGUCCCCCUGCCCCACCCCCGCGGUGUCCAGUCCCGUCACGCAGCCACCGCCCACGACCGCGGCGCCGCGGCUGUACCCGGUGAUAGAGUGGCCGCUGACGGAGGAAAUACCAAUUUACCAUACACCGCUACCAGCUGGGCCUGUGGCGGUCACGCUCGCGAACUCGCGGUACUACCCUCCUCCUCCACUGUCCGCGACUCCAGUGGAGGUAGUGGAGCCGGUUGCGGUGUACCCGCCGGCGCCGGAGACGUCGUCCUGCAGCUUGUACCCGUCGGUACUGCCGGACAGCGCGAUGUACCCACCGGUAGACCUUGCUCCAGUGAGCUGCUAUCCGCCAGCGUCGCCGACACCAUACGGUGUGGAGCGAGGGUAUGGUGCAGCGCCAAGAUGGGAUCAUCGGUGUUUGUACGGCUGA